AUGGCUCCUGAUGUCGGUCGUGAGGCCGAGUACAUCCGCGAAAGAGCAAAGAAAGACCUGCUUGGGUUGCUCGAAGGCGUCAGAGGCAAGAAAAAUCUUGUUCUGAGCAAAGACCUCACCGGUCCACUUCCGCUCUUCGUCAGCUCAGCCACGCUCAAGGAUUAUGGCGUUGACAAAGUCUUCGAACUGGAGAACAACAACACCGACUCCUCUCAACGCAAUAUCGUCUAUUUAGUUCGCGGAGAGAAGGCCGCGACUGUGCAAGCUGUUGUUGAACAGGUCAAACAGCUUCAACGUCAGGCCGAGCUUCCAUUGUACUUCCUUCCAUUGGAAGACGAUUUGUUAUCGCUGGAAGCGAAUGAAGCCUUCAACGACCUGUACUGGCACCAUGACACGACCUCGAUCUUCCUGGCCUCUAAGGCUCUGAUGCAGAUCCAACAGCGGCAUGGGUUGUAUCCAAGAAUGCUUGGAAAGGGCGACAAUGCUCGCAAGCUAACAUCAUUACUGCAACGCGGUCGCAAAGAGCUUGAUGCCGACGAAGCGACCACCCAAUACACGAACCUGCCGAGCACAACCAUCGAGAGCCUAGUAAUCAUCGACAGGGACGUUGACACGGCGACGCCCCUGCUAACACAAUUGACCUACGAGGGCUUGAUCGACGAGUUGGUAGGCAUCAAGCACAACCAAGCAGAAAUCGACUCCUCCGUCAUUGGCGCUGCACCACAACAGCGGGGCGCUUCAUCGGCAGCAACUCAGCCAGCCCGGCAGUCGUUGAAACGCAUAGUCAAGCUAGACAAUUCCGACGCUUUGUAUGCCCAGCUUCGCUCCGUCAACUUCGCAAGAGUUGGUCCGAUGCUCAACCAGGUUGCACAUCGUCUGCAGUCUGACUACGAAGGUCGACACAGCCGUGGCAUCAACGAGCUUCGCGACUUCGUGAACAAGCUACCAGGCUUUCAGCAAGAGCAUCAGUCCCUUGGCAUUCAUACCAAUCUCGCAGAUGACCUGAUCAAGCGCACUCGCACAGACAUGUUCUUGAAAGAGCUCGAGAUUCAGCAGAAUUUAGUUGGCGGAGGCGACCCAUCAUAUCAGCACGACAGCAUCGAGGAGCUGAUCUCUCGUGAUGCACCAGUCGCCACGGUCUUACGCCUCCUUUGCCUGGAGUCUACGGUCGCAGGCGGUAUCAAACCUCGGGACCUAGAGUCCUUCAAACGCCAGAUAUUGCACGCAUAUGGCUACCAACACCUCCUUACCCUGCACGCACUAGAGAAGAUGGAGCUGUUACAGCCACGCACUGGCGCCAACGCUCUGCUCCUGCCGGUCGGCGGAGCUCAAAGCGGAUCCGGUACCAAGACCAAUUACUCGUACAUGCGCAAAGAGCUUCGUCUCGUCAUCGACGAAUAUAAUGAGGAGAAGCCCGAAGAUAUCGCCUUCGUCUACUCUGGCUACGCGCCACUCAGCGUCCGUCUCGUGCAAUGUAUCCUGCAGAAGCAGUACCUGCAGACUUUGCACAAGUCACCGCUCCCAUUGACACCGGCUAGUACGGGAUGGCAAGGAUUCGAGGAUAUUCUGAAGUCUGCAAAAGGUCCGACGUUCAAUAUCGUGCAGAGGCCGAGUGACGAAAGGGCAGCCAAGGCUAAGGCGGUCUUGACCGGCAAUGCUGGGCUGAAGACAGUCUUCGUGAUGUUUCUGGGCGGCAUCACUUUUACGGAAAUCGCUGCGCUCAGAUUUAUCAACAAGCAGCUGGAAGAGUCCGGUCAGCGCCGGAGGAUCAUGAUCUGCACCACUGGCAUUGUUAGUGGAAGGAGCAUCAUGGAAGGCGUCAUCGAAAAAAGCACGCUUGGAUCGGGCAUCAAGCGGGCAGCUACAACGGCGUCAGCCUCACAGUAG
Molecule: messenger RNA, 1887 nt
Organism: Cyphellophora attinorum
Lineage: Eukaryota; Fungi; Ascomycota; Eurotiomycetes; Chaetothyriales; Cyphellophoraceae
Product: Vacuolar protein sorting-associated protein 33A
Exons: 4
Coding region: 1-1887 (628 amino acids)
Biological process (GO): vesicle-mediated transport; intracellular protein transport
Cellular component (GO): fungal-type vacuole; CORVET complex
Source: RefSeq, a predicted model, not a curated record